UUCCUCAAUCUUUGGAUGAAGAUGCUGAACCUUGUAAAAAAUAAAAAUAUCUUUCUGGGUUAUUUUGUUCUGUUCGUUUGGAUUAUUGUGUUAGUGGAGGUUGGUUUAGGAAAAAAACAAACAAAUGAAAUCAAAGUAGGAGUAGUGCUUGAUCUCCAAACUCCCUUUUCUAAGAUCUGCCUCACUUCCAUUAAUCUAUCGUUGUCCAAUUUCUACAAGCACCGUGCUCAUUACAACACACGACUUGUGGUUCACGUUAGAGAUUCUUUGGAAAAUGUUGUUCAAGCUUCAGCUGCAGCCUUGGACCUAAUCAAGAACGAGCAAGUGAGUGCCAUCAUUGGACCAAGAACCUCUAUGCAAGCAGAGUUUGUGAUCAGACUAGCCGACGAAUCUAAAGUACCGGCCAUCACAUUCUCUGCAACAAGCCCUCUUCUGACAUCCAUCAACAGCCCAUACUUCGUCCGAGCCACUGUCGACGACUCAUCCCAGGUCAAAGCCGUUGCAGCCAUUGUCAAAUCGUUCGGCUGGAGAAACGUCAUCACCAUUAACGAGGACAACGAAUUUGGAGAAGGAAUAGUACCUUACCUGGCUGAUGCUUUACAAGACGUGCAAGCUUUUGUAGUCUAUAGAAGUUUGAUCCCUCAGAAGGCUAAUGAUGAUCAGAUUCUCAAGGAGCUCUAUAAGCUAAUGACGAUGCCGACAAGAGUAUACGUUGUCCACAUGUCACCAAAUCUUGGUUUUCGUUUUUUUGAGAAAGCUAGAGAGAUCGGGAUGAUGGAGGAAGGAUAUGUUUGGUUACUGACUGAUGGAAUAAUGAACUUGAUGAGAUCUAAAGGCGGUGGCAGCUUGGAGAAUAUGCAAGGGGUGUUGGGCGUGAGGAGUCAUAUCCCCGAAUCGAAAGAGCUCAAAGAUUUCACUUUGAGAUGGAAAAAAAAGUUCUACGAGGAGAAUCCAUUGAUGGGGGAUGAUGAUACAGAGUUGAACGUUUUCGCAAUAUGGGCAUAUGAUUCGAUCACCGCACUGGCCAUGGCCGUGGAAAGAACAACCAGAACAAAGAACUUGCGGUAUGUUAACCCUAGCUCCUCCUCAAAUAACAGGACAGAUCUUGGGAACCUAGGGGUCUCUCGCUACGGUCCAAGUCUUCGAAAGGCACUCUCAGAUGUUAGAUUCAAGGGUUUAGCGGGAGAGUUUAAACUCAUUGAGAUGCAGCUCCAGUCAUCCACAUUUGAGAUCAUCAAUAUUAUUGGAAAUAAAGAGAAAACGAUAGGAUUCUGGACACCAAGAAAUGGACUCGUGAAUGCAAAAUCGAACCAAACGACAUUGUUCGGGUCAGUUGAAUGGCCGGGACAGUCAAAUGUUGUUCCAAAAGGAUGGGAGGUUACAUCGAGCGGAAAGAAGCUUAGAGUGGGGGUUCCAGUGAAGAAAGGCUUCUUCAACUUUGUAAAGGUAAAUAUAGAUCCAAUCAGUAACGCAAUGACCCCAACCGGUUACUGUAUAGAUGUCUUUGAAGCUACUCUUAAAAAGUUGCCUUACUCCGUCAUUCCUCAAUAUUAUGCUUUCGACUCUCCGGAUGAGAACUAUGACGACUUGGUGUAUCAAGUCUUUAAAGGGAGGUGGGAUGCUGUUGUGGGAGAUGUAACCAUCAUAGCAAACAGGUCUUCCUAUGUUGAUUUCACGUUACCGUACACAGAGUCUGGAGUGUCUAUGAUGGUACCGCUCAAAGACAACACGAACAAGAACACAUGGGUGUUCCUUAAACCUUGGAGCUAUGACCUAUGGAUCACAACUGGUUGCUUCUUUGUAUUCAUUGGGUUUAUCGUGUGGAUUUUAGAGCACAGAGUCAACACCGACUUUCGUGGACCACCUCACCACCAGAUCGGCACAAGUUUCUGGUUCUCUUUCUCCACUAUGAAUUUUGCCCACCGCGAGAAGGUGGUUAGCAAUUUAGCCAGGUUUGUAGUGACAGUUUGGUGCUUCGUGGUUCUUGUGCUGAUUCAGAGCUAUACAGCGAAUCUCACAUCUUUCCUCACUGUACAACGGUUCCAACCAGAGGUCACAGAUUGGAAAGAUCUCAUAAAAGAUAACAAAUCCGUAGGCUUUCAGCGUGGCACUUUCGUGGUUAACCUUUUGAAGAAACAAGGAUUUCAUGAAUCUCAGCUUAAGUCUUAUGGUUCCGAUGAAGAAUGUAAGGAGCUUUUUUCCAAUGGCAGUAUUGCAGCUUCUUUUGACGAAGUGGCCUACCUUAAAGUUAUCCUCUCUCAAAAUUGCUCCAGAUAUGCCAUGGUUGAACCUACCUUCAAGACUGCUGGUUUUGGCUUUGUAUUCUCCAGGAAUUCACCUCUAACGGAUGAUGUUUCAAGGGCAAUCUUGAAUGUUACUCAAGGCGAUGAAAUGCAACACUUUGAGGACAAAUGGUUCAAGAAACAGAGUGAUUGUUCUGAUCAAAACACUAUUCUUUCCUCCCACCAUCUCAGCCUUUGUAGCUUCUGGGGUCUGUUUCUAAUCGCGGGCCUUGCUUCACUCUUGGCACUCCUCAUCUUCAUAGCCAACUUUUUGUACGAACAUAGACAAAAGCUAUUUCAAGACUCCGAAACCUCCUUAUGGAAAAAGUCAAUGUUUUUACUUAGAAUCUUUGAUGAAAAAGACGCAAGGUCGCAUACUUUCAAGAACAGUGUCGUUCAUAACGUGAGUUCGCCUAUUACGCAAGCCAUUCCAAGCUCUUCAACAGUGCAGGGCACACCAUAUCCACGAAGUCCGUCACCAAAUAGGGAGUUUGCGCCAAUAAGAGUAUCUGCCAACCCAAGCGGAGAGCUUUUGAACCUGCAACCGGCACAAAAUGAAGAUGAUGAAUCUUCAAUGUGAAAUAGAGAGAAGUUGCAAAAGUGCAUGACAGGUUUGCUACUCUUUUUUCUAUUGCAAAAUCCUGUAUUGUGUAUUUAUUUACAAACUUACGUCAAUAAGAGUUCUAUAUUUGGAAUCAAAUAUUCUUUCCUUCAAAAGUUAA
Molecule: messenger RNA, 3004 nt
Organism: Raphanus sativus (radish)
Lineage: Eukaryota; Viridiplantae; Streptophyta; Magnoliopsida; Brassicales; Brassicaceae
Product: glutamate receptor 2.7-like
Exons: 5
Coding region: 16-2862 (948 amino acids)
Cellular component (GO): plasma membrane
Molecular function (GO): glutamate-gated receptor activity
Source: RefSeq, a predicted model, not a curated record